Molecule: messenger RNA, 550 nt
Organism: Diospyros lotus (date-plum)
Lineage: Eukaryota; Viridiplantae; Streptophyta; Magnoliopsida; Ericales; Ebenaceae
Product: glycine-rich protein-like
Exons: 2
Coding region: 48-371 (107 amino acids)
Source: RefSeq, a predicted model, not a curated record
CUCCCACUUUCUUUCCAUCCAAACAGCUUGAAUUCCAAGAAAGGAAAAUGGGUUCAAAAUCGCUUCUUUUGCCCGGCCUCCUGCUGGCUUGUGCACUUCUCAUUGCCUCGGAGGUGGCAGCAGCCAGAGAGUUGUCUGCAGAGGCUGCUUCCACUUCCAAGGAAAACUCUAAGAAGACAAAUGGGGUCGAAGAAGCCCAGUAUGGCGGCGGGUACAGAGGGGACCCCGGAAGUCUCCCCAAAGGUUACCCUGGCGGGAAUUACUGUCCCUACGGGUGCUGCAGCUGGAAUAAUUACGGAGGCUGCGGGAUCUGCUGCUCUUAUCAAGGCGAGCCCAUGGACACAGGCCCUGAAGGGAAGCCUCACAACUAAAGAAGAAGAAAGGUUUAUCCAAUGCUAGCUAGUAAUUAAUAACGAAUAAAAGAAUGAGUUGGAGAUGUCCUCUCAUGGGUUUAGAUUCAUGCGAAUCCUAAAUGUCAAGUGUGUUUAGUUUUCUAUCUAAUCAACUUAAUUACAUGUUAUAAUAUGCUGUUGGAAAAGUGAAUUCAUCA